Asparagus officinalis (garden asparagus) is the source of this 3232-nucleotide messenger RNA. Its product is annotated as probable ATP-dependent DNA helicase RecQ. Gene Ontology annotation, molecular function: 3'-5' DNA helicase activity; ATP binding; four-way junction helicase activity. NCBI's taxonomy places the organism in Eukaryota, Viridiplantae, Streptophyta, Magnoliopsida, Asparagales, Asparagaceae. Gene Ontology annotation, cellular component: chromosome; nucleus; cytoplasm. Bases 124 to 2844 code for a protein of 906 amino acids. The transcript has 20 exons. The record is from RefSeq and is a predicted model, not a curated record. Gene Ontology annotation, biological process: DNA replication; double-strand break repair via homologous recombination.
UGGCCCUCUCGUCGCCCAUUUCAAGGCCCAAACCCUUCACAUCCGUCUCCCCCCCUCUCUUCGCUCUCCCUAGCUCUUCGCGAGAGGAGGAAAAAAAAAGGAAAAAAAGAUAGAAAGAAAACAAUGGAACAAGUGUUGAAGACAUAUUUUGGGUUCUCCCAGUUCCGACCGUACCAGAAAGAAAUCAUCGAUCAAGUACUAAACGGGAGGGAUUCUUUAGUGGUCAUGGCCACUGGAAGCGGAAAAUCUUUAUGUUACCAGAUUCCUCCACUGGUUAGAAAAAAGACUGCUGUUGUGAUAAGCCCUCUUCUAGCAUUGAUGCAAGAUCAGGUCAUGAGUUUAAAGCAACGUGGUAUAAAAGCUGAGUAUUUAGGAAGUACUCAAAUGGACAAAGGUAUUUACUCUGAAGCUGAGAAAGGUACCUUUCAUUUGCUAUACAUGACCCCGGAGAAAGCUUGCUCACUUCCUCAUAGGUUUUGGACUAACUUGUUGGAUGUUGGCAUUUGUCUCUUGGCUGUUGAUGAAGCACAUUGCAUAUCAGAGUGGGGACAUGAUUUCAGGAAAGAAUACAAGAAGUUGCACAUGCUACGUAAUAUUCUUCCAGAUGUACCAUUUAUUGCUUUAACUGCCACUGCCACUGGGAAGGUACAGAGAGAUAUUGUUCACUCCUUGCAGAUGAGUGACCCUUACAUUGCGAUCGGCUCAUUUGAUCGCCAGAAUCUAUUUUAUGGUGUCAAGAUUUUGAGUCGAUCAACAUCAUUCGUAGAUGAGCUUGUAACUGAAGUCUCAAAAUACAGUAACAAUGGUGGGUCAACUAUCAUAUAUUGUACCACUAUUAAAGACUCUGAACAGAUCUGCGACUCACUGAAAGAUGCUGGAAUUAAGACUGGAAUUUAUCACGGUCAAAUGGGAGCUAAAGCUCGUGAACAGUCCCACAAAUCUUUCAUCAGAGAUGAGCUUCAGGUUAUGGUUGCCACUAUUGCUUUUGGUAUGGGUAUUGACAAGCCAAAUAUCAGGUGUGUGAUACACUAUGGUUGCCCCAAAAGUCUAGAAUCAUAUUAUCAGGAAAGUGGACGUUGCGGUAGGGAUGGUUUAGCUUCAAUCUGCUGGUUGUAUUACUCAAGAAGCGAUUUUGGCAAAGCUGACUUUUACUGUUCAGAAGCACAAUCGGAAAGUCAGAAGAAAGCUAUUAUUGAUUCCUUCAGGGCUGCAGAAAAGUAUUGCUUGCUGGCUACUUGUCGCAGAAAGUUCUUGUUACAGUAUUUUGGAGAAGAAACCACCAAUGCCUGUGGUAAGUGUGAUAACUGCACAAGGUCUAAAAGUGAGAGGGACUUGUCAAGAGAAGCCUUGCUGUUAUUGUCUUGCAUACAAUCCUGUGGAGAUCGCUGGGGUCUCAAUAUGCCUGUGGACGUUCUUCGAGGAUCUCGUUCAAAAAAGAUACUGGAUAAUGAUUUCGAUAAGCUCUCGUUACAUGGUCUUGGUAAAGGCUAUUCAUCCAACUGGUGGAAAGCCCUUGCUGGAUUAUUAAUUGCUCAUGAUUAUCUGAAGGAGAAUACCCAGGAUAUUUAUAGAACUGUAAGUGUUAGCCCAAAUGGGAAGAAAUUUCUCUCUUGUGCAAAUUCUGUGCACCAAUCUCCAUUGGUUUUAGCUAUAACAAGUGAGAUGAUUGAUGAGGAAGAGCAUGGUGGUCAACAGAAGAAAGUUGGAGACCUGAAUAACUCAACUACUCUAGAAUAUGAAGAUUUCUCUGAGGCUGAGACAAAGCUUUAUCGCAUGCUUUUAGAUUUCAGAAUGAAACUUGCACAAGAUAAUGGAACUGCUCCAUAUGCUAUAUGUGGUGAUGAAACUAUUGUAAAGAUAGCAAAGAUUAGACCAUCUACCAGAGCCAGGCUGGCGAACAUUGAUGGUGUCAACCAGCACUUUGUGUCUAAGUACGGUGGUAGUCUUCUUGAAAGUAUUUGUCAAGCAUCAGAAGAACUAAAGCUUCCCCUGGAUGGAGAGGCACCAGUACUACAAGCUGCUAGUACAAGAAAAGUCCUUGCAACCUCUGAGCGAAAAUUAGUUACUCCAGCGAAGUUAAAUGCGUGGAAAUUAUGGCAGAAUGAAGAAGUUUUAAUCCCACAAAUUGCAAGUACAUAUGGUAUAAAGGAGCAAACAGUCACCACAUACAUCCUUGAAGUUGCUCGGGAUGGACAUGAGGUGAACUGGGCUAGAUUCUGCAACGAGAUAGGGCUAACAAGUGAAGUAGCCUCACAAAUUCGUUUUGCGGUUACAAAAGUUGGAAGGGACCGUUUAAAACCAAUUAAAGAAGAAUUGCCAGAAGCUGUUAGCUAUGAACAAAUCAAGACUUUAUUGGCAAUGGAAGACCUCAAUGUAUCAACAGAAGGCUUGGGUUGGAAAAGUAACUCAUCAGACAGUGCUCCUGUUGAGAUAGACUCAUCGGCAUGCACCAGAGGAGACAGAACACAUGAACCAGGAAGUUGGAGAUCCUUCACCGAAAAAAGAGCAGGGUCUCACUCUGAAACUAAUGGCAGCCAGACACUAACACCGCCAAGUUGUGAAACUAUUGCAGGAACAAAGCAACCACGUAAUGACGAGUCUUUACUUGAUGAGUGUCCUUCAGUGAAACAUCACAAAGCCAAUGAAGGAGAGAACUGUCUUGAUGGAUUAGAGGCAACAGAAAGCACUAUACUAGAGUGGAUUGCAGAACACGAUGGGGUUUUAUUGUCUGAAAUCACUGACCAUUUUGGAGGAUCAGAGAGAGAGUUUAUUGUCAACCUCGUGGGAUGUCUUGAAGGGAAAUAUGUUAUAUUUAAGAAGAACGAUAUGUACAGAGCUUUAUAAAUGUAGGAAGUAGAAAGAACAGAGCAACUCUGACCAGACUUCAGUGUAUGUUAUCGACAGCCUAGCAAUAGAAGUUAGGAUUAUUGUGAUAUUGUUGAGCUCCAUUUCAUGAGCAAAUGCCAGAUCCUAUCUCCAAUUUAUCAUGCCUUUACAACCCCCUCGAGCUCCAUUCUUAACUUCCUGUCGCUGAUGGUUGAAAGGGACUAUGAAUUCCAUGAUUUCGGUUUUAGUUGUGGUUAUACAUAACUCAAAAUUUUGAGGUAAAGCAAAGACAUUGUUUGCAUCAAACUCAAUAGUUGUAUCUUUGUUUAGUUAUGGAUGCAAAAGCUAUGCAUGUAUACCUUUAAUAUUUUGUUUGGCGAUCAAUGAAAUUGGAUUUGGACCUUCA